GUUUUACCUACCUAUACCAACCAAACAACAACUUCGCCACAACACAAAUAGUUGCCUAGCUAUUCUCCACAAAUCACACGCACUCACGCAUCUCAACACAAUGGCUGCCCCUGCAACAAAGACGAUCGCCGACCUGUCUGGAAAGUGGGUCAUGAACAAGACCCUUUCCGACUCCCCCGAGCCGGCCCUCGCCCUCCAGGGCAUCGGCUGGAUGACGCGCAAGGCCGUCGGCCUGGCUACCGUCACCCUCGACGUUAAGCAGUACACCGCGCUGCCUUCCCCUCCCGGCGAGGGCACCGAGCCCGUCACCCACAUCGACAUUGACCAAUUCGCCACGGCAGGUCUCAAGGGCACCUCGGAGAAGCGCUGCCUCGAUUUCGAGUUCCGCGAGCACUCAGACUGGAUGUUCGGCACUGUCCGCGGCCAGAGCAAGUGGAUGAGCCUCGAGGAGAUCGAGGACGAGUUUCUCAAGAAGGGCUGGCUUGGUGGCGAGGCCGAGGCCACUGGUCCCGACGGCAAGAGCUACGUCUACAGUCACGUCGAGAGCAUUGACAAUGGCUGGACCGCCACCCAGAUCUGGGGCUUCCAGACGGUCGAAGGCGAGAGACGUUACACGCGCAACGUCCUCGUCCAAAAGGGCGGCAAGAGAGUCGAGAUUCGUCUCGUCUACGACUGGCUCCCUUAGAUACAUGUCAUUGCCCUGGAAUGGCUGCACUGAAUAUGGUGGCUCGGGAUGGAUGAAUCCGUCUUAGUUGUGCUUGGAUGACGGGACAGGUGCUGCUAUGCUAUGCACCUACGACGAUAGGAGUGCCUUUCACACCCACGCACGAGGCUAAUGACGCCGUCGCACACAUGAAUGCGACGUCUCCUACCAGGAGUAGACUUUGAGAGCAUGAAUAUCAAUUGAACCCGUCUCGGAACGCCUACUGCCCGUCUAUGAUGAAUUGUGCGCAGCCGCGUAUAACGGCAUAGCAAUGUUGAAUCGUCUGCCUGUCUCCAGCCAUCGCUCAAAUGCUUUUCUUGCUUCACGCGCACCUCCAACGCCUGACUUGAUGCUACCAACCUCUGCCAUUGCGUCGUCGCCUGAGUGGAGAUCUCGUCUCAUUAUCAUUUCCGACUUUUCAAGCCGCUCUUUCACUCAAGCGAACACCGCAUUUCCUUCGUUACUCGUUCC
Colletotrichum destructivum is the source of this 1174-nucleotide messenger RNA. RefSeq lists its product as uncharacterized. NCBI's taxonomy places the organism in Eukaryota, Fungi, Ascomycota, Sordariomycetes, Glomerellales, Glomerellaceae. The coding region runs from base 101 to 685 and encodes 194 amino acids. The record is from RefSeq and is a predicted model, not a curated record. The transcript has 2 exons.